Molecule: messenger RNA, 1258 nt
Organism: Carica papaya (papaya)
Lineage: Eukaryota; Viridiplantae; Streptophyta; Magnoliopsida; Brassicales; Caricaceae
Source: RefSeq, a predicted model, not a curated record
GAAAAGCCAACGGCCUCUUGUGUCCAUUCUCCGACACUUCAAAAAUGGAGCUUUCUGCUGCUUCUGCCCGCCUAAGCUGCUACUCUUCUUGGCAAACCAGACCUCGGGUUUGCGUUUUUCAUCCAACUGGCGCUCUAAACUUUUCUCUUCGACAAUCUCUCUUCUCAUUUAAAAACCAUUACCGCACGCAAAUGGACUCUCGCUCUCAUGAAACUCUCUCUUGUGCUUCACUUCCCCAGAGCAACGCCUCUCCUGUAACUUCUCCACAAUCCCACUCAGAUCGAAUUGGAGAAGUUAAGAGAGUGACGAAAGAGACGAAUGUGUCGGUGAAGAUUAACCUGGAUGGUACUGGGAUUACUGACAGUUGUACUGGCAUUCCCUUUCUUGAUCAUAUGUUAGAUCAACUUGCUUCACAUGGGUUAUUUGAUGUCCACGUAAAGGCCACUGGUGACAUUCACAUUGAUGAUCAUCACACAAAUGAAGAUGUUGCUCUCGCCAUUGGAACAGCCUUGCUGCAAGCGCUUGAUGACAGGAAAGGGAUUAACCGAUUUGGUGACUUCACAGCUCCACUUGAUGAAGCAUUGAUACAUGUUUCACUGGAUUUAUCUGGAAGACCACAUUUAAGUUAUGAUUUGCAGAUUCCAACUGAAAGAGUUGGAAAGUAUGACACACAGCUGGUGGAGCACUUUUUCCAGUCUCUGGUGAAUACUUCUGGUAUGACACUUCACAUCCGGCAGCUUGCUGGAAAGAAUUCUCACCACAUCAUUGAGGCAACCUUCAAAGCUUUUGCUAGGGCUCUUCGACAAGCAACAGAGUAUGAUCCUCGUCGCCGUGGAACCAUACCGAGCUCUAAGGGGGUUCUAUUACGAUCUUAGCACUUUUUGAGCAAUAAGCAGAUGUCCACUUAAGCGAAAUUAUAUGCACAUGGAUGCAUUUGUGGUCAUUAUUUGGUGACUUACUUUAGUAAAAGAUCAAGAUAUGAUAUUUGAUUGUGCGGUUCAGUUGUCAACAUUGAGAAAGCAGAGUUGGUUGUGCUUAUUUAUCCUUAAGCAGUGCGGUGCUGGGAACUGUGUAUUUGUUAGCAAUAGAGUUUUCCCCAAGACUCUUCUCUUUGUUGUUGGAAAAUGUUAUCUGCUUUAGUUUCCCGGGUCUGUUGAAGUUAAAUGGAUAAACUGGGAUUUUUUGGACGUGUGAUGGCCCCCAGAUAUUGAUACCAAAAAACUUUUCCAAGGGGAAAAUGAAAAUCAUUCAAAUUUUC